AUGAAGCUUGACUUCGCUAUGCGCCCGGCUGCUGUACUCACAUCUAUUAUUUUAUCUAGGUUCGUAUCUUGUCGUGCACUCCGACAGCAUCCUCUGAUUGCCUCGGGGGAUCAUCAAUAUGCUAUCGGACAUGGCGUGUCAGGUUAUCAUCGCCGACCACCAUCUCCUAUUCCCUCGGCCUCAUCUAAGGAUAUCAAACCAGUCGCCGGCUUCAUUGCCCUAGGCGAUUCCUACAGCGCUGGGAUCGGCACCGGUGUAGAUGGCAAAGAGGAUGACUGCAGGCGCGGGUUGGGUGCUCAUGCCGUUCUGAUUGCUUCCGAUCUGUUAGCCAGUCAAGGCGGACGAAAUUCUACCACCUUUCAAUUUCUAUCAUGUACAGGAGCCACGACCGAACAGAUCUUAUCCAGUCGCGACGGCAGUCGUGAUAGCCAGAUCGAUGCCUUCAAUACUUCCCUACCAGCAGACUUUGCGCUAUUGUCAAUUGGUGGAAACGACCUCGGCUUCUUUGACAUAAUGAAUGCAUGUGUAUUUCGCUUCUACAACUUCUACUCUCGUGCCUGCGAGACGGCGCUCAAGAACGCAAGAGACCAGAUCGAGAGCGAUGAAUUUACACGUCGUUUGGAGAUCAUCAUCAUAGAAAUCCUAGAGAGGGUCCGUUGGGAGAAGAAGCAAUAUUUCACCAUUACCGUCACAGGAUACGCCCGGUUCUUUAACGAUGUCACCGAUGACUGCGACGAAAUGAGCUUCGGCGUCUGGUGGAAUGGUCCGAAGCUGAAAAAAGACUUGAGGAUUCGGAUGAAUGCAAUGGUGCUUACGGUUAAUGCCAAGAUCCGCGAGACCAUCGAAACGAUAAACUCGCACUUCAUCAAGGACAAAGUCAUAUUUAUUGAUUAUGACAGGGGGUUUGAUGGUCAUCGGUUCUGCGAGGAGGGUGUGAAAGAGCCAGAUUACGACCGCGAAGAUACGUGGUUUUUCCUCGUAGGCGGUCCGGAUAACGCCAGAAAUGGAACCCGAUCGAAUCAUGUUUCUAACGUCCAGACUUUGCCUCUGACCUCAGCUCUGGUUGACCCAUCAUCGUGUCUUGAGCCUGCACAGGCAUCUGGGGAUUGGGGCCGAUUGGCUUUGUGCUAUAUGGCCAUGGCGAAGCAUCAAGACCCAAGCUUACAGCCUGCCCACGGAGACCUCGUUGCUGAAAACUCGAUGUGGUAUGUCCCAACAUACUACGGCAAGACGUUCCAUCCCAGGUCUCUUGGUCACGAGACCAUAAGAAACAAAAUUUACGAGAUAUGGCAAACCCUAGAAUAG
Molecule: messenger RNA, 1305 nt
Organism: Daldinia caldariorum
Lineage: Eukaryota; Fungi; Ascomycota; Sordariomycetes; Xylariales; Hypoxylaceae
Product: SGNH hydrolase
Exons: 1
Coding region: 1-1305 (434 amino acids)
Biological process (GO): triglyceride catabolic process
Molecular function (GO): triacylglycerol lipase activity
Source: RefSeq, a predicted model, not a curated record